Messenger RNA from Paramecium pentaurelia, 1770 nucleotides. NCBI's taxonomy places the organism in Eukaryota, Ciliophora, Oligohymenophorea, Peniculida, Parameciidae. The record is from the annotation of a GenBank genome assembly.
AUGGAAAAUAUUGAAUAAAUUUUAGAAUAAGAUGAAUAGAAUCAAAAUUAUUACAUCUGUACAAAUUCUAAAUGUUAAUAUAGAGGACGUAUUCUAGAAAAUAGUAUUGAAUCUACUCAUAAUAAUUGUCUUGUUGUGUAAUAUUAAAAUUUUGUAGAUUCAAUUAAUAAAUUAAUCUUAGAAGAAACAUUUGAAAAGUAUAUAAUUUAUUAUAAAAUUAGUUAUAAAAAAGAAUUAUAAGAAUAUUUAAAGUAAAUAAUGGAUUUAGGAUUAUAUUUGAAAAGCAAAUCAGAUAUUUUUUAUAAGUAAUUAUUAUGUAAUUUAUAUCUAAAGAAUAAAAUAAUAAUUAAAAGCUUUUGUUUAAUAAAAUAACUUAAAAUAAUUACUAUAAUAAUUCGAAAAUAAUUAUUCACAAUCCAAUUUUGAAUUGUUAUAGUAAUUAUUUGAAUAAUCCAGAAAUUAAUGUUUUAAUUUAGAAUAAUAAACAAUGCAACAUAAAUUAGAUAAAAAUAUCUCAAAAAUAAAAAAUGCUUUAUAAGAUAUUGAGAAAAAAUUAAAAAAAUUAACAAUAUUAUAAAUUAAUUCAAAUAAAUAAUUAGAAGAUGAUCAAUCAAAUGAUGAUGAAUCAAGUGAUAACAAUGAUGAUGAAAAUCAAUGGAUCUAAAACUAAUAAUAAGGAUCUGAAUAAUAAGAACUAGAAAAUAAAUAUAAUUAAGCUUUUAAUUUCUUAAGAAAUCAUGCUUUGAAAUAAGUUUAAUAAAAUACUGAAGAAUAAUAACCUUAAUUACAAACAUAAGAUUAAAUCUAAUAGUGUGAAUAAUAAACUAAUAUUAAAUAUAUAGAAAAAUUUGGAAACAAUUCAAUAGUAGUUGCAACAGAAAGUUAAAUAAGAAUAUAUGAUUUAAUAUAAUAAUGCUUUUAACCAAAAAUUCUAUAAAUUAAUGCUAAAAUCACUUCAAUAUAAGUUACAAAACUUGAUUCAGUAAUUGUUAUUGGAAAAAAAGAUGGGUAUAUGGAAGUUUUGGAAUAUGACUAAGAAAGGAAAAAUUAAUUUAAGUAUUAAUUUAUAUAGUAAAUUAUUAUAGUCCAAGUAUCUUUUUAGUAAGCGAAGAAGAAGGGAGGUUAUUUAUUGAGAAAUUAUAAUCAAGCCAAAAUGAUUAAGCUAUUGCUUGUUUAGGGAGAGAUGGAAAUUUAAAAUUUUAUGAAACUUUAAAUUUCAAUUUAAUAAACUGUAUAAAACUUGAUUAUGGAGCCAAAAUUAUUCCUACUUGUUUAUUUGCAAAAUCUGAAAAUGAGUAUAUAAUAGGAGCAGAAAAAUCUGUGUUUUUUAAUUAAAAUAGAAUAACACAUGUUUUUGGAGGAAAAAUUAAAAAAAUUUGUUAAUUUGGUGAUUAUUGGUUGAUUUCAGAUAAAUCAAAAAUUUAUAUCUUAAAAAAAUUUAGGAAAUUCUUAAACAAAUAAAAUAAAAUAGUAUUAGAAUUUCCAUUUAAUUCAUAACAAAUAAUAUAUUUGAAUGCUUUUUAUGAUAGUCAAUACAUUUUUAUCAAUACUAAAUCUGCUAAUUCUAAUCAUUAUGAGAAUCAAAUUGCUACAAUAUAGGAAGAAAAAGAAGAGAUAAAUAUUCGAUUUGAAAAGUUAGAUAAUGAUAUUCAAGUAAAGUUACUAAAAGGAUAUUAAAAUAACAAUUAAACUUUUCUAUAUACAGUCGAUGGAUUUAAUAUUAUAGAGUAUAAUAUGAUAAGAGAUAAUGAUAAAUUUAUUAUUUUAUGA